AAUUGUUUGGUAGCACUCGUGUCACUAGACCUAAGGAUGAGGGCUUUUAUAUACUCGCUUGGCUGAAUUUUGCGCAUUCACAAAACUGUGCUAAAUCAAAUAGACAUUGUAUCUAUAUUUUAUUUAUUUAUUUUAAUUUAUUAGUGAUAUGGAUUUACCAAAAACAUUUCUGCACUUUUCAUCUGUCAUCUUCAUUAUUUUAUAUCUGGAUUAUACCAAGUCGGUCUUGUCAGCCUGUAUCCCUGGAGAUAACUGUCCUACCACUUGUCCAGAGAACUGCCUGGCUGGGUGCACACGGACGGAGAGGUGCCUGGGAGGGUGCCGACCAGGAUGGCGGGGGGCCAGGUGUGACGAACGCUGUGACCCUUUUACCUAUGGUUCUAACUGUAAGCUGCACUGCGGACAUUGCCUUGAUGAUAAGCCCUGUGACAUGAAAACUGGAAUGUGCGAGCACGGGUGUCUCCCGGGGUGGACGGGGAAACUCUGCAAAGACCCUUGCAAGGCUUUUACUUAUGGUUUCAACUGUUCUGGAAUAUGCGGAAAAUGUCAGUCCGGGGAUCCUUGUAACAGAGAGACGGGAGACUGCAGUAAGGGGUGUGAAGUGGGGUACAGUGGGGACCGCUGUAAUCUAGAAUGUCCUCCGCAGUCCUAUGGGAUAGCCUGUUCUAUGUCAUGCGGAAAAUGUAGGAAUGGGUCAUCCUGCGACACCGUCACGGGUCACUGCUCAGAUGGAUGCGAGCCGGGCUUGAUCGGAGAAAAAUGUGACCGACGAUGCCCACUUGGUUUCUUUGGUCAUAUUUGUAAAAGCAUUUGCGGGAAGUGUCAAAAUGGUGCCUGUGACCAUGUGACCGGAAAUUGCUUAGCAGGAUGCAAGCCGGGAUGGACUGGUUCAAUUUGCGCCGACAAGUGCGCUAACAACACUUACGGUCCUAACUGCAGUCUGUCCUGUGGCCAUUGUCAUGACGGGGAGAGCUGCGACCCCAGCCGGGGAGGGAUGUGUACCAAGGGGUGCUCCAGCGGGUGGAGAGGCCCCCGGUGUGACGAAGGAUGCCCAAAAGGAUUUUACGGGCUGGCUUGUGGUUACAAGUGUGGUCACUGCUCUGAAGGGGAAGCCUGUGAACCACAAAACGGUACCUGUACCAACGGUUGUGUGGAGGGCUUCAGGGGAGCAUUCUGUACAGAUUCUGACGAGGCCAGGAAUCCGUUGACCCACAGCUUAUUGAUGUCAGUACUAGUGUCAGUUAUCGUGGUUCUCCUCUUGUUAUUCACGGCCACAGUCAUGUACUUCGUUUGUGUGCGGUACAAACAUGGACUGUUUAGUCGCUUUUACAGGUUAUCAACGAGAAGUUUACAAAGCCCAGAACUACAUCUGUAUGAACAGGUCUUGUCUGGCCCGUUUGAACUGAACAAAUAUAAUCUGAUUAUAACCAAUGAAAAACUCGGACACGGACAAUUUGGAAUGGUUAAAAAGGGCUACGUCAAGCAAGACAGAGAUCACAAAAUACCAGUAGCGGUAAAAUCUCUAAAAGAGUCGUCUUCGGAGAGAGAUAAGAACGAUUUUAUGAAUGAAUUAAAUAUUCUGAAGAAAGUUGGCCAGCAUCCAAAUGUGGUGUGUCUGGUCGGUGCCUGUCAUAUACAAGGGACUAUGUUUGUUGCAAUGGAGUUCUGUGUGAACGGUGAUCUGAGGUCAUAUCUGAGAAAGAUGAAAAGGUGCAAAAAUAAUUUGUACGCAAACGCAAAGGUUAUAUCGCCCAUACAAAAAUCAGUCCUGCUGAAAUUUGCACUAGAUGUCGCCUCCGGUCUCUCUCAUCUUGCAGACAGACAGAUCAUUCAUAGAGAUGUGGCUGCACGCAAUGUUCUCCUGGAUGAGCAUCUUAUCGCCAAGGUGGCAGAUUUUGGACUGUCUAAAAACGACGACACCUACGUCAAAACUUCCAAUACUCGAGUUCCUGUAAAAUGGCUGGCACCAGAAUCGUUAUUUAAUGCAACCUACACGACACAAAGCGACGUAUGGUCUUUUGGGGUCCUGCUCUGGGAGGUUUGCACGCUAGGUGGCACUCCAUACCACGGAAUAGACACGGCCCAAAUGUGUCAUCUACUCAAACAAGGAUUCCGCAUGCGCAGACCAAGAACUUGUGAACCUGCUCUGUACGCAAUGAUGUUGCAGUGUUGGAAUGAAAACCCCGAUGCUCGUCCGUAUUUUAGUGACAUUGUUUUGCGUUUACAGCGCAUGCUCGACGAUAGUCAGGUGUACAUGAAUCUUGAUGUCAAUGAGGGAAAUCAUUAUGCUGAAAUCAAGUGACAUUAGAUUUCGAAAAGUUCGUCUCUAAUCGACUUCUCACGCAUGCGUCUCAAGGAUGUUGUGUCAAGUUUUUCAAGCAUUCCCGGAAAAAAAAUGUGUGGUUACCCGUAGUGUUUACAUGCAUUUCAUUCAGAGCAAGAUUCGUGAUUUUUGCUCCUGAAAUGACCAAUCAUAUACAUACUUCCUGUUUUAAUGAUGGUGUCGAAUGCUUUAUAAAAGUUUGUAUUUACACAAAGACCUACUGAUAAGAAAUUUGAGGAUGACUGCGUAUCAAGACACCUCUUUUUUGUUUCUUGGAUAAGUUGCGUUUGAAUAUCAACGGACUUGCAAUAAAACAGACAUGGAUGCAAUCACUUGUGAUAUUAGUAUUUAUACAUUACCUCCUUGUGCUGGACACUACUGAGGGGGUAUUUAUUUAUUACAUGUACAUGUACAUGUUUGUUUCUAACAAAACUGAAAAUUUAUUAUACUGCAUAUUUUAUACACUUUUUUUUCUUUAUGACUAUCUCGUUUCCAACGAAUGACCUUAAAGUUGUUCAACUGCUUCUUAUAUAAUUAAGGUCUUUCGUAUUCUUCAUGGUAAGGUUAAAACAGUGCAGUCUGGUUGAAAUUAAGUGCCAAAUAAGAAAAGCUGUAUACAAACAUUAAAUAUUAUAUUGAUAUACGUUAUUAAAUAUAUCGACAUUAGUAACUUGUCAUAUGUAAUUUUUGAACUUAUUUAUGCAUCAAUUUACAUGAUAAGAUGUGCAUGGUAUUUGCCAAAUAGAUGUUUUGCAAAAUA
Molecule: messenger RNA, 3083 nt
Organism: Saccostrea cuccullata (small rock oyster)
Lineage: Eukaryota; Metazoa; Mollusca; Bivalvia; Ostreida; Ostreidae
Product: angiopoietin-1 receptor-like
Exons: 17
Coding region: 149-2302 (717 amino acids)
Biological process (GO): multicellular organism development; positive regulation of kinase activity; cell surface receptor protein tyrosine kinase signaling pathway
Cellular component (GO): plasma membrane; signaling receptor complex
Molecular function (GO): transmembrane receptor protein tyrosine kinase activity; ATP binding
Source: RefSeq, a predicted model, not a curated record